AUGGAGUCUGCCUUUGGGCGUGUGAUCCUCCUGAGUGUCCUGGCUUCUUAUCAUGGAUUCAACCUGGAUGUGGAGAAGCCUGUGAUCUUUCAAAAUGAUGGAGCUGGCUUUGGGCAGAGCGUGGUCCAGUUUGACAGUUCAAGACUCAUCGUGGGAGCCCCCCUGGAGGUGGUGGCAGCCAACCAAACUGGACGCCUGUAUGACUGUAAGAUGGCCGCCAGCCAUUGCUGGCCCAUCUUGCUGUACCCGCCCCCAGAGGCCGUGAACAUGUCCCUAGGCCUGUACCUGGCGGCCUCCACUAAGGGUUCCUCGCUGCUGGCCUGCGGCCCCACCCUGCACCGAGCCUGUGGGGAGAACAUGCACGCGGAAGGCUUGUGCCUGCAGCUGAACGCCCACCUGCAGACCACCCGCAUAAUCCCAACUGCCCUGCCCGAGUGUGCAAGUUCAGAGAUGGACGUUGCCUUCCUGAUUGAUGGUUCUGGCAGCAUCCACCGUGAUGGAUUCCAGCAGAUGAAGGACUUUGUCAUAGCUGUGAUGAACCAGUUCAAGGGCACCAACACCCUGUUCGCGCUGAUGCAGUACUCAAAAUCCAUGAAGACUCACUUCACCUUCACCCAGUUCCAGAGCAGCCCGAGCCCGGAGAGCCUGGUGAACCCCAUUGUCCAGCUUGGAUCCUUAACAUACACAGCCACGGGCAUCCAGAAAGUGGUGAGAGAACUAUUUCAUAGCAAAAGUGGAGCCCGCAAAACAGCCAAGAAGAUCCUCCUUGUCAUCACAGAUGGGAAAAAAUACAAAGACCCCCUGGGAUACAGUGACGUCAUUCCUGAGGCAGAGCAUGCCGGCAUCAUCCGCUAUGCCAUUGGGGUGGGAAAGGAAUUCCAUAAUCCCAGUGCCAGGCAGGAGCUGAAUACCAUCGCCUCGGCGCCCUCCCAGGACCAUGUGUUCAAGGUGGACAACUUUGAAGCCCUCAGCAGCAUCCAGAAUCAGCUGCAGGAGAAGAUCUUUGCAAUUGAGGGAACCCAGUCAAGGACAAGCAGCACCUUCUGGCAUGAGAUGUCACAAGCAGGCUUCAGUUCAGCGCUCAUAGGGGAUGAAGCCAUUCUAGGGGCGCUGGGGAGCUACAGCUGGUCUGGAGGUGCCUUCCUGUACCCCCAAAACAUGAGUCCCACCUUCAUCAACAUGUCUCAGGAGAAUGUGGACAUGAGGGACUCUUACCUGGGUUACUCCACUGAGCUGGCCCUGUGGAAGGGGGUGCAGAGCCUGGUCCUGGGGGCCCCCCGCUAUCAGCACACCGGGAAGGUCAUCCUCUUCACCCCAGUGUCAGGGCAAUGGAGUGUGACACGGAAAGCUGAAGUCACGGGGACACAGAUCGGCUCCUACUUCGGGGCCUCCCUGUGCUCUGUGGACGUGGAUGGAGACGGAAACACAGACCUGGUCCUCAUCGGGGCCCCCCAUUACUAUGAGCAGACCCGGGGAGGCCAGGUGUCCGUGUGCCCCUUGCCCCGAGGGCGAGCCAGCUGGCAGUGCGUGGCUGUCCUCCGUGGGGAGCAGGGCCACCCCUGGGCGCGCUUUGGGGCCGCGCUGACCGUGCUGGGGGACGUGAAUGGGGACAAGCUGACGGAUGUGGCCAUUGGGGCCCCGGGAGAGCAGGAGAACCGGGGUGCUGUCUACCUGUUUCACGGAACCUCAGAGCAGAGCAUCAGCCCCUCCCACAGCCAGCGGAUCACGGGCUCCCAGCUCUCCUCCCAGCUCCAGUACUUCGGGCAGUCGCUGAGCGGGGGCCAGGACCUCACAAAGGAUGGGCUGGUGGACCUGGCCGUGGGGGCCCGGGGGCUUGCCCUGCUGCUCAGGAGCCGGCCCGUGCUGAAGGUGGGGGUGAACAUGAGAUUCUGGCCCGUGGAGGUGGCGAAGUCUGUGUACCAGUGCAGGGGAAAGGUGACCUCCACCCUGGAGGCUGGGCAGGCCACAGUCUGCCUCACUGUCAGCAAAAGUGCAGAGGACAAGCUAGGUGAUGUCCAAAGUUCUGUCUCGUAUGACCUGGGCUUGGAUCCAGGCCGCCUGACCUCUCGUGCCAUUUUUCAUGAGACCAAGAAUAGGACUUUGACACGAAGUAAAACUCUGGGUCUGGGGGAGCACUGUGAGUCUGUGAAGCUGCUCUUACCGGACUGUGUUGAGGACAUGGUGAGCCCCAUCAACCUACGCCUCAACUUCUCCCUGAAGGGAGAGCUCCUCCCCUCAUCGAAUCUUCGCCCUGUGCUGGCUGUGGGCUCACAGGACAUCUUCUCUGCCUCUCUGCCCUUUGAGAAGAACUGUGGACAAAAUCGCCUCUGUGAAGGGGACCUGAGAGUCAGUCUCAGCUUCUCAGGUCUGCAGACCCUGGUGGUGGGGAGUUCCCUGGAGCUCAAUGUGACAGUGACUGUAUGGAAUGAGGGUGAAGAUUCCUACGGAACUGUGAUCAGCUUCGACUAUCCAGCAGGGCUGUCCUACCGGCGAGUGUUAGAGAUCCAGGUAAACAGCUCCGCGACUCCACAACCCCACCAGCGCCCACUGCGUCUGGCAUGUGAGGCCGUACCCAUAGGGAAUGAGGACCGGAGAAGCAGCAGCUGUAACAUCAACCACCCCAUCUUCCGAGGGGCCAUUAAGGCCACCUUCAUAGUCACAUUUGAUGUUUUCUACAAGGCCAAGCUGGGAAACAAGCUGCUUCUAAGGGCCAAUGCAAGCAGUGAGAAUAAUAAGCCUAAAAGCAGCAAGACCACCUUCCAGCUGGAGAUCCCAGUGAAAUAUGUCAUCUACAUGAUGAUCAGCAGCAACGAAGAGUCCACCAAGUACCUGAACUUUUCAGCUACUGAUAAGAACAACAGGAAAGAAGUUGAGCAUCGAUAUCGUGUGAAUAACCUGGGUCAGCAAGACAUAGACAUCGGCAUCAACUUCUGGGUGCCUCGCCUGCUGCACGGCAUGGCUGUGUGGAACUUGACCGUGGGGGCCUCUUCCCAGAAAAUCUCUUGUGUAGCAGAGAAGGAACCUCCCCAGCGUUCUGACUUCCUGACCCAGAUUCCAAGGAAUCUUGUGCUGACGCAGCAGAAGAAGGUGCAGAUCGUGAGUAGGGCUGAAAUCCUGUUCAACGGAUCCACGUAUUCCCAGUUUCCAGGGCAGGAGGCAUUUCUGAGGGCCCAGGUGGAGACGGUGCUGGAAGAGUAUGAGGUCUAUGACCCCAGACCCCUCAUCCUGGGCAGCUCCGUGGGCGGGCUGCUGCUGCUGGCCGUCAUCACAGCCGUGCUGUACGAGCUUGGUUUCUUCAAACGUCAGUACAAAGAAAUGCUGGCUAACACGGCUGAAGACACUGCCACUUUCAAUAAGGAGGAUCUCAGCUCUGAAGCUCCCAGCUAA
Molecule: messenger RNA, 3387 nt
Organism: Condylura cristata (star-nosed mole)
Lineage: Eukaryota; Metazoa; Chordata; Mammalia; Eulipotyphla; Talpidae
Gene: ITGAD
Product: integrin, alpha D
Exons: 29
Coding region: 1-3387 (1128 amino acids)
Biological process (GO): integrin-mediated signaling pathway; cell-matrix adhesion; cell adhesion mediated by integrin
Cellular component (GO): external side of plasma membrane; integrin complex
Molecular function (GO): integrin binding
Source: RefSeq, a predicted model, not a curated record